UUGUUUUGGAGGGACCCUAUUGAAUGCCUAGAAAGUCUUUUCUCCAACCCGCCUUUCCACAACAAGCUUGAUUUUACCCCUCGUCGUGUUUACACGACAGCAGCGCAUCUUGUGCGGGUAUACUCGGAAUGGAUGACAGGUGAUGCUGCUUGGGAAAUGCAAGUACGUGCAGCAGUUACAUUUUUUUUUGUCAUCUCAACACGCCUCCUGUAG
This is a messenger RNA of Suillus clintonianus, 213 nucleotides long. RefSeq lists its product as uncharacterized. The transcript has a single exon. The record is from RefSeq and is a predicted model, not a curated record. NCBI's taxonomy places the organism in Eukaryota, Fungi, Basidiomycota, Agaricomycetes, Boletales, Suillaceae. The annotation marks the transcript as partial.